UUCCUCCACACAGUGCUGCAGAUCUUUGUCGCCCUGCUCCUGGAAGGUGCUGGGCGUCCUUGCCCUGUACGGAGGACAGUCUGCAGCCACCUAUCCUUGUGAAGCAUCUCCUGCCUGGGGCUGGCUGGAGCAUGGGCAGGGCUGGUCAUCUCCUCAGCUGGAGAGGUGACUGUGGCUUGAUUGCCUGCUUCUGCCAAAGGGAGGGAAGUACAUGAAGCACAUGCUUCAGGAGAGACAAGAAGGCCUUCAAAGCACGUUCAGGAGCUGCUUCUCAAAUGUUUGUCAUUUGCACGUAACUGAGACAAAAAGAGAAAGAUAUCAGCACCACAGCACACAUCCUCUGUAAAAGCAAGCAGCCCUUUUGUGCUUCUGACAUUAAAAGAUAGCAUCCAUUUCAGCCCUGUGCUUCUCUCUAAGGCAGCAAUGUCCUCCUCAUCCUCUUCAGCAUUGGAGAUGGAGAUCUUCCAGUACAUUGAUGCACAUCAAAGUGAUUUCAUCAAGGUAGGAGCUAUAUUGCAGGGAAAUAAUGAACACAGAGCUGGUGCCCCAGAGGCCUGGACUUCUCUGGCAGGAGAGGUGCCUGUCACAAAGGAUCUGAAGGAAUGGGUGGCUGUGGAAAGCGAUUCUGUUCAACCACAUCUGAGGAAGGAAGUGAUGCGGAUGAUGGCAUUGGCAGCAGACAGACUUUCAACACUGGGAGCCACUGUUAAUUUAGUAAACUUGGGGUCACAUCAGCUGCCUGAUGGCCAAGUCCUCCCACUGCCUCCUGUGAUUCUUGGGGAACUGGGGAAGGAUCCACAAAACCCCACUGUAUGUUUCUAUGGUCAUGUGGAUGUGCAGCCUGCCAAGAAGGAAGAUGGCUGGGUCACUGACCCCUACACACUGACUGAAAUUGAUGGAAACCUCUAUGGGCGUGGAGCAACAGACAAUAAGGGACCAGUACUAGCUUGGAUAAAUGCAGUGGAAACAUUUAGAGCCUUGAAAUUAGCUAUGCCAGUGAACUUCAAGUUUGUAAUUGAAGGCAUGGAAGAAGCAGGCUCCUUGGGGCUAGAGAAGCUACUUGAGGAAGAAAACCAGAGCUUCUUCUCUGAUGUUGAUUAUAUUGUGAUUUCAGACAACCUGUGGCUCAGCAACAAGAAGCCUGCCCUUACCUAUGGGAGUCGGGGAAAUGCCUGCUUCUUUGUGGAGGUUGAAUGUGGCAGCAAGGACCUUCACUCUGGAACUUUUGGGGGCAUCAUUCACGAGCCGCUGCUGGACCUGAUAGCGCUGCUGGACAGCCUUGUGGAUUCCACAGGUCGCAUUCAGAUCCCUGGAAUCUACGACGAUAUUGCUGCCCUGACGGAGGAGGAAAGGAAGUUAUAUGAAUCGAUUGAAUUUGAUCUAGAGGAACAUAGAAAAAACUGUGGUGUGAAAAAAUUCCUCUAUGGCACCAAGGAAGAAAUACUUCUACACCUGUGGCGUUACCCCUCUCUCUCUAUUCAUGGGAUUGAAGGAGCUUUCCAUGAACCAGGCAUUAAAACAGUCAUUCCAGCAAAAGUAAUUGGCAAAUUCUCAAUCCGUCAGGUCCCCAACAUGGACCUUUCGGUUGUGAAAAAACAGGUGGUGGAACACUUGGAGGGUGUCUUUUCCAAGAGGAACAGUCCAAACAAACUGAAAGUGUCCAUGCCUUUGGGUGCAAAGCCCUGGCUUGCUGAUGUUAAUGAUCCACUAUAUCAAGCAGCAAGAAGGGCAAUAAAAACAGUUUUUGGAGAAGAUCCAGAUUUCAUCCGUGAUGGCUCAACAAUUCCUGUUGCCAGAAUGUUUCAGACUGUAACACAGAAAAGUGUGAUGAUGCUUCCGAUUGGAGCGGCCGAUGAUGGGGAGCAUUCCCAGAACGAGAAAAUAAGCAGACACAACUAUAUUGAAGGAACCAAAUUGUUUGCAGUGUUUUUCCUGGAGAUAUCAAAGCUACAUCAGAACUUAUAUGAAACUUCCCACACAGAAACUAUCAACUGACAGACCCUAUCAAGAAAAUCAGCAAAGCACUUUCUUAAAUUUUCUAACUUAAAUAAAACAUAUAAAUCACAUAUUCAGUGGCUGUGAAUUGGUGAGGAAAAAAUAGAAAUGCUGUGCUAUUUCCUGGCAUACUACUAAAUGGCAUGCAUUUGUUAUAUGGUCUAUCAAGUGAUCUUAUCCCUAAUGCUGUAAAAUAGGGUUAGGGAUAAUUCAUUCUUGCUGAAUGGAACACAUUACAUUUUAGUUUUAAACUUCAAGACAAAGGGAAUUUAUACAUCCAUUUUAUCAAAAUGACUUUAUUUCUCUUUUGUAGUAUCACUCUUCAUGCUGCCUAGUGCACAUUCCAGUUUCUGAAUAUGAGCAAUACAC
Messenger RNA from Motacilla alba alba, 2364 nucleotides. It is a transcript of the gene CNDP1, whose product is annotated as carnosine dipeptidase 1. The coding region runs from base 424 to 1995 and encodes 523 amino acids. Lineage: Eukaryota; Metazoa; Chordata; Aves; Passeriformes; Motacillidae. The record is from RefSeq and is a predicted model, not a curated record. Gene Ontology annotation, biological process: proteolysis. The transcript is spliced from 15 exons. Gene Ontology annotation, cellular component: cytosol. Gene Ontology annotation, molecular function: metallodipeptidase activity.